Patiria miniata (bat star) is the source of this 2496-nucleotide messenger RNA. RefSeq lists its product as uncharacterized. The coding region runs from base 157 to 615 and encodes 152 amino acids. The transcript has 4 exons. NCBI's taxonomy places the organism in Eukaryota, Metazoa, Echinodermata, Asteroidea, Valvatida, Asterinidae. The record is from RefSeq and is a predicted model, not a curated record.
AACGGGCGUCUAGGGCUACGUCUAGGGCUAUUGUCAGCAUCGGCCAUUUUGAAGUCGUGUCCGAAAUGACGUCUAGCGCUACGGUUAUGGCUACAACGUCAUCAAAAUCUAGCCGUGAAUUUUGUUGUCUACAUUGGCGCUAAAUUUCUAAACAAAAUGGCGACCGACAUGACCGAGACGGAAACAGCUGGUCGCACUGCUGCUGGUGGGAGUGUUUGUGUCAACGAGACUCACAAAUGGACUGAAGAUGAGUGCCGACUGUUUAUUCAGAUGCGUGAUAAGCACAACAUGAAAUUCAAAAGUGGCAAGCGAGGGGCUUCCCGUGAUGCUUUCACAAUAAUACUGAAAGAGAUGGAUCUUCUGGACAAGGUAACUCCAGAGCAAGCUCGCAAAAAGUGGACCAACUUGUCCCAGAAGUAUAAGGAACUGAAGCACCCACCGACUGGAACAGGAACUGAGGAGGGUGAAGACACACCAGUAUCCUGGUCAUAUUUCCAAGAUAUGGACAAAGUUUUAGGGGGGAAGACCUAUCAUUACUCCACCCUGUCUUGUCUCUUCUUUGGAGACAUUUCCAGAGGAGCAGGCUGCAUCCACUUCAGUCGAAGAGCAAAGUAAAGUAUCUAGUCCUCCGUCCAAGAAGAGAAAGAAUGCCAGCGAUGAAGUUAUCGAGAUGAUUAAACAGCAAAACUGUCUUUUGCGCAGUCAAGAAGAACAGAUACAAAAACAAAAUGAUGCUCUUAUUGGCCUCCUGGGGCGUCUUGUUACCGCAGUUGAAACCAAAGCCCAUGAAAAGUGAUUUACAGUUUUGGCUUUUCAUGCUGCCUGUCACAAAACUUAUGUCAAAUUUGGUUAUGAUUCAAACAGUUUCAAUUGGUUUUGUGGGUUGGGUGGACAACAUUUGUUUGGUACCACAGCCCCACCCAAAUACACUGUAAAAUUAUUUGGCACAAUAGUGGGCUUCAAUUGUCGAAUUUGAAUGUUUAUUUAUUCCAUUUUUAAUGUUCAUUUAUUCCAUUUUAAAAAAUGUUCUGCCAAAUGAAUAGAGCACCUCUAAGGUCAAACUAAGUUUUGUGAUACACUCAUUUUCAAAUAGAUAGAACCCUUAAUAAAAUGUGUACAAAAUUACAAGCAUCUAGCCUUCCAUGAAAGUGUUGUAAAUUGAAAUUUUAUUUGAUACCAUUUCAGUGCAAAAUAUUUUAACACAGUGAUGUCACAUUGUGAACAAACAUAAGUGGGUCUGUAAGACUUCAUACAAAUUUUCAACACAAUUUUUUUCAAUGCCAAUUCGAUUGAGCAUUAUGGAAAUUCAUGCACUAUAAAUAUACCCAUUCCCCGUACAGGGUAUAUACAGACCCACUUCUCAUGUUUGUUUACAACGUGACGUCAUUGUGCGAUAAGGUUUCACACUGAAAUUAUAUCAAAUAAAUUUACAGUUUUUACCACUUUUAUGUAAGGUUAGAGGCCUGUAAUUUGUCACAUUUUGUUAAGGGCUCUGUUCAUUGGGAAAUAAGUCAAUCACAAAACGUAAUUUUACCUAAGAGAUGCUCUUUAAUUGUUAAAAUUGUCAUCUAUUAAAAUUCGAAAAAGGUGGGGGGAAGAAUGACAACAUAUUUACACAUUAAAAUGUUACGUAUUUACAAAAAAAACAGUUUGAAAGCCUGUUAGUGUAGUAUUUUAAACAGCAGUUAUCUAUACAAUGUACUUUCAAGACCAGCUAAUAUAUUUAUUUUUAAAAGCAAGCCUUGGAUCUAUCAGGGUUUUGAAACAGAAAAAGCCCUCUUGAAAAUAUAAAUGACUUGUCUGGAAAAUAUAGAUUGUGGUGUGGCAAUAGCAUUUGUUUUUGGUCAUGCAUCGCAGGGUUAAUAAGUAAUUUAUAAAUACUCCAGACAGUUUCAAUAUUCCUAUUGGUGGAGAGCAUGUCAGGUGGGGGUGUUUUAACGGUUGAUAAAGGCACAGCUGGAGCUGUUUUUAACCAGUUUCGGAUAGCAUUUGUGCGGGUUAGCCCAUGGAUGCGAGGAUUUGUUACUAUGCGCACAAAUGCUAUCCGAAAACUGUCUCAUAAAAAUGCACCAUCACGUAACAGAGCUCGAGAACAUUGGAAAACAUAAGUUUUACAGAGUUUCCUACUUUAUUAUGCCUUUUAACCAAAAGGGAAUUUAUGAUUGGGAAUAAAAGAGUAGUGACUCAUUUUUAAACGGCCGUUUAAGACCUUGCAGGGCCCGGUUCGGCUUGGUCCUUUAUCACACGGCCACGACCCUGCCGGUUUUAAACGGCUGUUUAAGAACUCAUCGCCACUCAUUUUUUUCCCUUAUUAAUAACUAUACUUGGCAUUAAGCAUUAUACUGGGCAUUUUCAAUAAUUAUUUAUUCUCAAAAUGUUGUUCAUGUUAUUUAAGGAUUAUACUGGGCAUUUGCAAUAAUUAUUUAUUCUCAAAAUGUUGUUUAUGUUAUUUAAGACAUGUAAUAUAAAUAAACACAAAUGUUAUGUGAACUUGAA